UAUAGUAUUAAUUAAUAACUACUCAAAGUCUCUUUCUCUCAAACCCUCUCCUCAAGAUUUUUUCCUAAGCAUCAGAUUAGCUUUUGUAGGGUUUUUCUUUUCCGGUUUCAUGUACCCUCCUAAUUCCUCUAAGUCCACCGCUCAUGACGGCGGCGGCGAUGCCGACACCAAUCAAUAUGACUCAGCCGCUGGAGCUACCCGUGAUUUCUCCUCUCUUGGCCCUCAAACCCACCAUCAUCCGCCACCGCAGCGGCAGCAGCAGCAUCAGCAGAAUCCCAACCUCGUCGGCCAUUAUUUACCGGGCGAGCCAUCUUCCAUCGGAUUCGAUUCCAACGCUUCUUCUUCGUCUUCUUUGUUCCGACACAGAAGCUCUCCGGCUGGAUUCUACGACCAACAUCUUCCCACUGAUCCCAACGGUAACUUUUUCGUUUCUUUAUUUUUCCAACUUUUUUUUCACCCCACCAAAGAGUUCUCCUCCUAAUUAAUUGGAUUUAAUUAGUGCUGAAUCUAGUCGACAUAAUUUACAUAUUAUACAAUUAUACACAUAUCAAGAAUUUUUUUUUUAAGUGUUCAACUUUUUUUGCACAUUAAAAAAUUUGUUACAACAUUUAAUAAAUAUAUGUUUCCUAUAAGUUAGACAAAUUUGGUAUAGAAAAAAAAACAAAAUUAAAAUUCCAUAUUAGUAUUCGAAAACAUUUUAAAAAAUGAAUAUGUUAUUUUACAUCGAUAAAGUCGGCAAGUAAAUUGGUGUAGCACGUAAGUUUUGACUUACUGUAAUCUAAACCAUGUAGUCUUGGUUUUGUUUCGAUGACUUAAGUAAUUUGUCUAUAGGUUGGAAUUUGUUUGGUUUCCCUCCAUACGACUUUUGUUUUGUUUUAAUUAAAGACCAAUAAGUAUCAACCACGUAAUUGAAAACCUAAUACACAUGUAGUUCUCAAAAUAUAUCUAUUUGCUUUAGUCAAUACUUAAUCUAUCUCUAGAUCUUAUACACACCUUUCUCUUUCAGCUUAUGUCUGAAGAGAUUAACCAUGGUUGAUCUUAGUCAUAUGUAUACAUGUGUACACACGUAUAUAUACAUGCAUGAAUAAUCAAAUACGUAUUUCCAAUAGUGGCAAGUUGUUUAUUUUAAUAAUGCAAUAUAAAACACACACUUGCCAAAAGUAUAUGUUAAAAAACGAAUCGUUACAAAAAGAAAUAAAAGUAUAGUCCACUUGGAAAUAAUAUAUCCAUCCCACUUGCUCUUUUUCUUCUGACAAAGCAGCCAUGAUGGCCUACCCCUGCUGACAUGGCUUGAUCAUGGUCACUAUUUUGAUUUUUGGAUACGCCUACUUGUCAUUAUAUAUAAUAAGCUUUAUUACUAUAGUGUUAGUUGCAAGUAAUAAUUUAUAUUAUUUUUGUGCAAUUUGAUCUUCGGUUCAUUGCAUAUGUCCGGUUCACAUUCCCUGUAAUCCAUGUGCGAGCCCCAAGAAAUUUUACCCCCUCUUGCAUUAUUAUAUACAUACUACUUUGUAUAGUAUAUGAUAGUAAUUGGAAUUCGAAUGGUGAAUAUUUCUAAGAUUCUUUUUCAGGAAUCCUUAUUCUCUACCAAAUUGGCGAUAAUUAAAAUAUAUAUAAGUAGAGAGACUAGAGACAAAGGAAGGGGUCCUCGAGUUUCGAAGACGACCCAUUCUCUUCUUAUUUUGUACUAAAGAUUUUUAAAAUCAAACUGGUUAUUAAAAUACUGAGAUAACAAGUUAUAAACCUACAUUACAUUCUUUCUUUCUCUUUCAAUCUAAAUUUGUUGAUGGAAGAAGGAACAGGUUUUUCUCUAGGACGGCCAAACGGAGGCUACGGCGGAGGAGGAGAGCAAGGGCCGUCGAGGUUGAAGUCGGAGCUGAGAUUCUCUAGUGGGAGUAGUAGCCAUCAAGAACAUAAUUCUCUACCGCGAAUCUCGGAGGUUGAAGCGGCUGCAGCGGCUAGAAACGGUGUCGCAUCAAGUAGUAUGAGUUUUGGAAAUAAUCGUACUAACAAUUGGGACAACUCGUCUUCUCAUAUCAGUUUCACCAUUGAUCAACCCGGAAAACGGUCCAAGAACUCCGACUUUUUCACCUUAGAAACUCAGUAUAGCAUGCCGCAAACAACUCUGGAAAUGGCGACAAUGGAGAACUUGAUGAACAUCCCAGAGGACUCGGUGCCUUGUAGGGCUAGAGCCAAGCGCGGCUUCGCGACUCACCCACGCAGCAUUGCUGAAAGGGAGAGAAGAACGAGGAUAAGCGGGAAGCUGAAGAAGCUACAAGAACUUGUGCCUAAUAUGGACAAGCAAACGAGCUACGCAGAUAUGUUGGAUUUGGCUGUUGAGCAUAUCAAAGGUCUUCAGCACCAAGUAGAGUCACUGGAAAAGGGAAUGGAGAGAUGUACUUGUGGGGCAUGCAAGAAGCGAUGAUGAAUGAUAUUGUUCCAAGUAUGAUGCAAUAAAGUAUAGAAGAAAAGGAGAUCACUUACGAACCAAAUUCUAAGACAGAAAGAAACAUAGCAAAAAGGAGUUAUUUUGGAGGUCUAAAGAAAGUGAUGAUGGAUUAAUGAAGGCUGGUUUUGUUACUCUCUGAAAGUCUUGACCUUUAUUAUAACUUAAAAUUCGAUCAAUCGAUUUUUUUUUUCCUGUUUUCCUCAAAGUUGGUUAAUUUUAGCUUAGAGCAAAACCCAUUAUUUGAGAUUGAAAGAGAUGCGCGUUUGUGUGUGUGAAUAUAAUCCUACGUUUUGAAUUUUGAUCUGUGAAUAAAAAUCUCAGAAAAACAUCAGGAGGAUCAUAGUUGUUUUCAACAAAUGUAUAUAAAAUAAAACCUUAAUUGAACCAAAUUCAUUAUUUCAA
Molecule: messenger RNA, 2848 nt
Organism: Arabidopsis thaliana (thale cress)
Lineage: Eukaryota; Viridiplantae; Streptophyta; Magnoliopsida; Brassicales; Brassicaceae
Product: basic helix-loop-helix (bHLH) DNA-binding superfamily protein
Exons: 5
Coding region: 1784-2422 (212 amino acids)
Biological process (GO): regulation of DNA-templated transcription
Cellular component (GO): nucleus
Molecular function (GO): DNA-binding transcription factor activity; protein dimerization activity
Source: RefSeq, marked reviewed